AUGGACAUGGCAACACUGUCUGUGCCACCACCAACAUCCACUAGCGAAGGUUUUGGAACCAAUGACUCAAGAAAUGCCAUGAAAAUGGAUCGGUACCAGAGGGUUGAGAAGCCUAGGGUGGAGACUCCGAUUGACGAGAAUGAGAUUCGGAUUACGAGUCAGGGGAGGAUGCGAAGCUAUAUCACUUAUGCCAUGGGUCUGCUUCAGGAAAAAGGUUCUCCAGAAAUUGUGUUCAAGGCAAUGGGUAGAGCUAUCAACAAAACUGUAACAAUUGUGGAGUUAAUUAAGAGGAGAAUUAUUGGUCUUCAUCAAAUUACCUCAAUCAGAUCCACCGACAUAACUGAUACAUGGGAGCCCCUGGAGGAAGGCCUUCUCCCCUUGGAAACCACUAGGCAUGUUUCGAUGAUCACCAUAAUUCUAUCAAUGAAGGAGCUGGAUACAUCAUCUGUUGGGUGAGUUGGGUUUAGUCACAUUUCAUUUUCCUAUGUAAAAUUUUUAUGACUAAGCUUUCUAGCGGUAGUAGUGUAUCUGUUAAUAGGCUCUUAAAUAGUGUGAUUGCUUGCUAAAAACUAGAAAAUGAUCUAAAUGAUAUGAUUUCUUCCCAAUAUGUGUCCUACCACUGUGAGCAAUGGCUUCAUCAUUUUAAUUCAUUACUAAAUAGCUUGGCAUUUUGUUAAUGUUGACAAAUGGAAGAUAAAAAAUGUUCGAUAUCUUGACAUUUGUCUAUGUGUGGGUUCCUUGCUUUUUAAUCUUGUCUCAAAAUAUUGAAUUUUAGGAUCCCUAGAAAUUGUGAAAAGAGGUAAGUAAUUUGUAUGAGUAAUAGAUUUGGAAUUCUAAUGAUAAGAAAUGUUUGGCAUAACCUUGAAUCUGAUUGAAAGAUAUAACCACUUAACAAAGCCUUGCCUCAACGUUUUUGGGGUCGACUACAUGAAUCCUGUUUUACCAUUAUGUUCUGGGCUCUACUAAGGGCUAUAUUUUUUGUUGAACUAUAAGUUAUCAUAUCUUACUUUAUUAUUUCAUUUGAAGUUAAUUUUAGUAUUCCUCAACCCCUAUAUUUAUCGUCAAUAGGUAUCAUGUCACUGUUUCUCAUCGGUAGCGUAGUAGUCUAUAUAUAAAUAUGUGAUGUAGAGGGAAGAGAAAGAAAGGGGAUAUUAAAUCCUCAAAAGGAUUAUGUCAAGAAGCACAAAUUUUUGUAGAGAAUUCUCAAACUAAUAUUUAACUCUGAUUAAAAUAAUAUAGAGUACAUCCUUAUUUAUAAAUCAAUUGUCCUAUCAUAAAUGAAUUACUCUACUAUUAAAAUUCUAUCACCCUACUAAUUUC
This is a messenger RNA of Ilex paraguariensis (yerba mate), 1320 nucleotides long. Lineage: Eukaryota; Viridiplantae; Streptophyta; Magnoliopsida; Aquifoliales; Aquifoliaceae. The record is from the annotation of a GenBank genome assembly.